Messenger RNA from Trematomus bernacchii (emerald rockcod), 1389 nucleotides. Its product is annotated as aquaporin-9-like. Gene Ontology annotation, cellular component: plasma membrane; basolateral plasma membrane. The coding region runs from base 1 to 918 and encodes 305 amino acids. The transcript has 6 exons. Lineage: Eukaryota; Metazoa; Chordata; Actinopteri; Perciformes; Nototheniidae. Gene Ontology annotation, molecular function: glycerol channel activity; urea transmembrane transporter activity; water channel activity. Gene Ontology annotation, biological process: water transport; glycerol transmembrane transport. The record is from RefSeq and is a predicted model, not a curated record.
AUGGAGAAAAAACAGAAGAAAAGCAUGAGGCAACGCUGUGCUCUCAAACAUGGAAUAUUCAAGGAAUUCCUGGCAGAAUUCCUGGGGACAUUUGUCUUGGUUUUGUUCGGCUGUGGCUCAGUCGCUCAGACCGUCCUCAGUCGAAACACCCUGGGCGAGCCUCUCACCGUCCACAUCGGCUUCUCCGUGGGCCUGAUGAUGGCGGCGUACGUGGCCGGUGGAGUGUCAGGGGGCCAUGUGAACCCUGCUGUUUCCCUGGCCAUGGUGAUUCUGGGCAAACUGAAGAUCUGGAAGUUCCCCUUCUACGUCCUUGCUCAGUUUCUUGGUGCUUUUGCUGGAGCUGCUGCAGUCUUUGGAUUAUACUAUGAUGCUUUCAUGGACUUCACCAGUGGGAUUCUGUCAGUCACAGGAAUCAAUGCAACAGGCCACAUUUUUGCUUCCUACCCUGCGAGACACCUGACGGUCCUCGGCGGCUUCAUCGAUCAGGUGGUGGGGACGGGCAUGCUGGUGCUGUGUAUUUUGGCUAUCAUUGACGACGGGAACAUCGGAGCUCCUAAAGGCGUGGAGCCGCUGGCCAUCGGUCUGAUCAUCAUGGCCAUCGGUGUGUCCAUGGGGCUGAACUGUGGGUACCCCCUGAACCCCGCCAGAGACCUGGGCCCCCGGCUCUUCACAGCCGUAGCAGGAUGGGGGAUGGAGGUCUUCAGCACCGGAAACCACUGGUGGUGGAUCCCUGUGGUGGGGCCCAUGGUGGGGGGGGUGGUCGCCGCCGUCGUCUACUAUGCGUUCAUCGAGCUGCACCACCCCCGCGCCGAGCCCGAGCCGACCCACGAGGUGGAGGAGGAAGAGGAGGAAGAGGAGGAAGAGGAUGAUGAGGGGAACAGCAUCAAGGACAAAUAUGAGAUGAUCACCAUGAGCUAAAAACAAAAAGACUUUCAGGACUUUCUGGUCAAAUUAAUCUGCACUCAGCGUCCAUCUGUACGGAGGUUUCCUCUGUGUCCACACCAAAUACUGGACUGUCUCCUCUGAAAUAUAACUUUUUAUGUUUUAUGUUUCAUAAGCACAUAGAUCUCAGUCCUGUGGGCUUCACAUUGUUAACAUACACAUGUUGUAAAUACUGUAUUAUAGAUAUUAGACCCUUUAUUUGGAUAAACUAUACAUCUGAUACUGAACUAGUAGAUGUAUAUCCCUGUCAAUCUCCUUUUAGUUUUGCUCCCUGUUUACACCAGUGGUUGUGUUGUUAUUCUCUGUAUAUCUACUUUUGUUUUCUGUUGUUCUAACUUAUUAUUGUUUUCUUCUUUUGCAAACCAAGAGGAAUCCUCCCUUCUAUGCUUUCUUAAUUAUUGUGUUUUGAUCUGUGUUGUUUUGUCUACAUUAAAGUUUCGACAAAUA